AUGCCAGCGUCGCCGACGACGGCGCGACAAUAAUCGCCACAUUCACCUCGGUCACAAGAAUCAUUUUUGUAGCAAUAGAAUAUCGUGAGUUGGCGCAUUUUCAGCCCUAAUUUCCCCCGAUGUUUUGCAGCACAUGUAAAUAUAAUCUCUUCUCAUUUUUGCCGCGAUUUUUGUACGAACAAUUCAGACGGUAUAACAAUGUGUUUUUUCUCGUUAUUGCACUUUUACAGGUAAUUUUUUCCGUUAAAUUUCGCCCCAGAAAAUAAUUUCCAGCAAAUUCCGGAUGUUAGUCCAACUGGGAGGUAUACAACAGCUGUGCCAUUUUUGAUUAUUUUAUCAGUUUCAGCAUUGAAAGAGAUGUUUGAGGAUUUGGUAGGUUAUUGGGCAAGGAAUGCGUCAGCAGAAUGCAUUUUUUGAUCUAUGUUGCACCAAAAAUGCGUCAGCAAAUGUUCAUACAUUUGCUGACGCAUUUUUGAUAGCCGAUGUUCCAAUUAAAACCCGCCUGGACCUCGAAUUUUCAGUCAAACUUUGAUUUUGGCUGAAAAUUUUGGGUUCACGUGCAGGGGAACCUAUCGUCAAUUUUUUUUCUGCACUAAAAAUGCGCCAGCAAAAAUCUAGCUACUAGAAAUGCGUCAGUAAACGUUCUGACGCAUUUUUGAUAGCCGAUGUUUCCAUUAAACCCUGCCUGAAUCUCGAAUUUUCAGUCAAACUUUGAUUUUGGCUGAAAAUUUUGGGUUCACGCGCAGGGGAACCUAUCGUCAAUUUUUUUCUACACUAAAAUGCGUCAACAAAAAUUAUCAUACAUUUGCUGACGCAUUUUUGAUAGCCGAUGUUUUCAAUAAAACCCGCCUGGACCUCGAAUUUUCAGUCAAACUUUGAUUUUGGCUGAAAAUUUUGGGUUCACGCGCAGAGGAAUCUAUCGUCAAUUUUUUUUUCUGCACUAAAAAUGCGCCAAUCAAAUUCUAGCUACUAGAAAUGCGUCAGUAAACGUUCUGACGCAUUUCAGAUAGCCAAGAAUCCGAUGUUUCCAUUAAAACCCGCCUGAAUCUCGAAUUUUCAGUCAAACUUUGAUUUUGGCUGGGAAUUUUGGGUUCACGCGCAGGGGAACCUAUCGUCAAUGUUUUCUGCACCAAAAAACAUUCAAAAUUUCUAGAAACGUCGCCGUUCCGAUCACAAAGUCAACGGAUUCGCCGUCGAAAUUCUCGUCGCUGGAAAAUGGACGAAAAAAGAGUGGCGAGACGUGGAAGUCGGAGAAUUCAUCCGCGUCGACAAUGAUAGCUUAUUCCCCGCCGAUUUAUUAUUGAUCUCCUCCAGUGAACAACAAGGAAUGGCCUAUAUUGAAACAUCGAAUUUGGACGGCGAGACGAAUUUGAAAAUUAAACAGGCUUUGGAUAUCACAUCACCUCUCACUUCACCUGAGCAAUUGGCUAGAUUCCAAGCGGAGAUCACUUGCGAACCCCCCUCACGACAUGUUAAUGAGUUCAAUGGGAAUAUUGAUGUUGACGGGCAGGCGAGACAUUUUGGAAUUGAUCAACUUUUACUGCGCGGGGCUCGUCUUAAAAACACCGCGUGGAUUUUUGGAGCUGUGAUUUACACGGGACAUGAUUCCAAACUUUUGAUGAAUUCAAAACGCGCUCCAUUGAAAUCUGGAACCAUAGAUGUGAAAACCAAUUAUCGAAUAAUAUUCCUGUUUUUCGUUUUGGUAGCUUUGGCGAUUAUUUCAGCAAUUGGAAGUGAAUUUUGGAGACAAUCUAAUAUUCCGAACGCUUGGUAUUUGUCAUUUUUGGAGCAUGAUCCUAAAGGCUCAUUUUUAUGGGGUGUUUUAACAUUCUUUAUUUUGUAUAAUAAUUUGAUUCCGAUAUCUUUGCAAGUGACGCUGGAAAUUGUACGAUUCUUCCAAGCGAUUUAUAUCAACAAUGAUAUUGAGAUGUAUGACCCGAAUAGUGAUUCAUGUGCAAUUGCAAGAACUUCAAAUCUUAAUGAGGAGUUGGGACAAGUCAAAUUCAUUAUGUCGGAUAAAACUGGAACACUCACAAGGAAUGUUAUGAAAUUCAAAAGAGUUUCAGUUGGUCGGAAGAAUUAUGGGAAUAAUGAAGAUGAUGAAUUUGAUGAUGAAACAUUGUUGGAGGAUUAUAGGAGUGGAGAAUCACCGAUGAUUUUGGAGAUUUUGAAAAUGAUGGCGAUUUGUCAUACGGUUGUGCCGGAGAAGAAGGAGGGAGAGGAGUUGAUUUAUCAAUCGAGUUCACCGGAUGAAGCGGCGCUGGUUAGAGGGGCUGCCACGCAGAAGAUCACUUUUCAUACCAGGCAGCCGCAGAAAGUUGUUUGUGAUGUGGUGAGGGUUUUUUGGCGGGAAAAUUUGCGAUUUUUUGGUACCAAAUUAGCCUAGAACUUUUUGUUUGCCACGUGGAAAUCCUAUUUUUGAACUCAAAAUUUGAAUUUUCGAAUUUCGCGCUAUAAAAUCCACGUGUCAAAAUUCUUUACUCAUAAUUUUGGAAUUCGAAAUUUCGAAUUUCGCGCUAUAAAAUCCACGUGUCAAAAUUCUGAACACAAAAUUUUGAAAUUUGAAAUUUCGAAUUUCGAGCUAUAAAAUCCACGUGUCGGAAUUUCAAUGAAAAAAUGCCACGUGGCUCGAAUUUUCAACAGAAAAAUCGAUUUUUCCCAUUUUUUUCGAAUUUUCAACGGAAAAAUCGAUUUUUCCCAUUUUUUUCGAAUUUUCAACGGAAAAAUCGAUUUUCCCAAUUUUUUUUCGAAUUUUUAACAGAAAAAUCGAUUUUUCCCCAGUUUUUUCGAAUUUCAAGCUAUAUAAUCCACGUGUCAAAAUUCCAAGCUCUAAAUUUUGGAAUUUGAAAUUUCGAAUUUCGCGUCAUAAAAUCCACGUGUCCGGAAUUUUAAACGGAAAAUGCCACGUGGCUCGAAUUUUAAACGGAAACAAUUGAUUUUUUCCCAAUUUUUUGAAUUUUCAAUGGAAAAAUCGAUUUUCCCAAUUUUUUUUUUCGAAUUUUCAACAGAAAAAUUGAUUUUUACCAGUUUUUUCCGAAUAUUUGACAGAAAAUCCACGUGUCAAAAUUGCAGAAGGAAAAAGCCACGUGGCUCAAAUUUUCAACAGAAAAAUCGAGUUUUCCCCAGUUUUUUCGAAUUUAGCGCUAUAAAAUCCACGUAUCGAAAUUUCACAGGUAAAAUGCCACGUGGCUCGAAUUUUAAACAGAAAAAUCGAUUUUUCGCAUUUUUUAACAGAAACAUUCAUUUUUCCAAGUUUUUUUUUCGAAUUUCAAGUCAUAAAAUCCACGUGUCAAAAUUUUGGAAUUUCAAAUUUCAACAGAAAAAUCAAUUUUUCCAAGUUUUUCCCAGUUUUCCUCUCAAAAAAUCAAUUUUUCCAAGUUUUUGUCCAGUUUUUUCCAUUUUUCCAAUUUUUUUCAGCUUGGAAACGAUGAAACCUACGAAAUUCUGGAUGUUAUCGAUUUUACAUCGGAUCGAAAACGAAUGUCGGUGAUUGUCAGAGAUCAAGAGGGAAACAUCAAACUAUAUACAAAAGGAGCGGUGAGUUAGCUUGAAAUUGGGGGGUUUUGGGCAGAAAUUACCUCAGAAGUUGUGGUUUUUGAGGGAAAAUCGGCUAGAAAUCAAUAAAAUUGUCCUAAAAAUCAUGAUUUCGGGAAAAUGAAAUGAAAUUGAUUCAAAAAAUCAAAUUUUCAUGCAAAAAUAACCUAGAGAUCACCUAAUUUUCCAGGAUACUGUGAUUUUUGAACGGCUGAAAAAAGGAAGUGAAGAAGAUAUCCGAAAUUGUAGUGCACAUUUGGAAGAUUAUGCAUCAUUCGGUUAUCGAACCCUCUGUUUUGCUGUCAAAAAUUUGCAACCGGGAGAAUAUGAAAAAUGGGCGCCCGAAUAUAAAAAAGCGAUUCUGGCAAUUGACAAUAGAGCGCAAUUGCUUGCCCAGGCUGCUGAAAAACUGGAAAAUUCGAUGGAAUUGGUUGGAGCGACUGCGAUUGAGGAUAAAUUGCAAGAAUGGGUGCCGGAAACGAUUCAGGCGUUGAUGGCGGCGGAUAUUCGAGUUUGGAUGUUGACUGGGGAUAAAAGGGAGACGGCUAUUAAUAUUGGUGAGUAGUUUUUGGGUGGAUUUUGGUGAAAAUUUGGGAUUUUUGAGCAAAAAUAAUAAAUUUUGAGCUCGAAUUUGAGAAUUUCCGGGUUUUUUGAGCCCGGAUAUGCUCAGGAAGCUUUUUGAGCCGAAAUUUCGGGGUUUUUGAGCUCGAAUUUGAGAUUUUCCGGGUUUUUUGAGCCCAGAUAUGCUCAGGGAGCUUUUUUAGUCAACAUUUUGGGGUUUUUUGAGCCCAGAUACGUUCAGAGAGCAUUUUGAGCCAAAACUUUCGAUUUUUGAGCAAAAACGAUGAAUUUUGAACUCGAAUUUGAGAAUUUCCGGGUUUUUUGAGCCCAGAUAUGCUCCGGAAGCUUUUUGAGUCAAAAUUUUCAAUUUUUAACACACCUCGGCCAAAAUCGUGGUUUCCACAACAAAAAAUUGUACGCUAACUUUUUACAGUACAAAAAUUGUGAAUUAUUCAGUUUUUGUGUGAUUUUUUUUUGUGAUUUUUCAAUUUUUGACCUCUAAAAACUGAAAUUCAGAUCUUUCCAAAAAUUGUACUCUGGCCAGCCACGGCUUGGCCGAGGUGUGAUUUUUAAGCAAAAAUGAUGAAUUUUGAGCUCGAAUUUGAGAAUUUCUGGGUUUUUCGAGCCCAACAAUGCUCAGGAAGCUUUUUGAGCCAAAUUUCGGGAUUUUUGAGCAAAAAUGAUGAAUUUUGAGCUGGAAUUUGAGAAUUCCCGGGUUUUUUGAGCCCAGAUAUGUUCUGAGAGCAAAAAAUGUAUUUGAAACAUGAAAAGCUCAGACUAGACUCUAGUUUAGAAUAUUUUCAGACUUUAUUGUGACAAAAAUGCGGAAUAUUCAAAGCUAAACUUGAUUGCUCAUGUUAGCAAAUUCCACAAUUUUCAGCUCAUUCUUGUGCCCUUGUCCAUCCACAUACCGAAUUAUUGAUUGUUGAUAAAACCACCUACGAAGACACUUAUAAUAAAUUGGAACAAUUUGCACAAAGAGCAAUUGAACUCGAAAAAUUGGAAAAAGAAUUUGCGAUGGUAAUCGAUGGAAAAUCCCUUCUUCACGCGCUGACCGGCGAAGCUCGAAAACAUUUCGGUGAACUUGCACUCCGUUGCAACGCUGUUGUUUGUUGUCGAAUGAGUCCGAUGCAAAAAGCGGAAGUUGUUGAAAUGGUCCGAAGUUUGGCGAAAGAAGGUGUUGUGCUUGCGAUUGGUGAUGGAGCAAAUGAUGUGGCGAUGAUACAAGCGGCAAAUGUUGGAGUUGGAAUUAGUGGGGAAGAGGGAUUGCAGGUGGGUAUUGCUCAUUGGGAUUAAAAAAUCUGAAAAUCUCUAGAAAAUCUGAAAUUUGCGCGAAUUUUCUAGCUAAAAAUCGUGAUUUUCAGGGAAAUUCUGAUUUUUUAAACUCAAAAUUUCGAAGAGAUUUUGAAUUUUAGAGGUAUUUACCGAAAAUCCGCAUUGCUCAUGUUAAUAAUUUUCAAUUCAAAAAUUCUUAACAAAAUUAAAUAAAUAAUGAUUUCCAUUCAAAUAUCUGGAAAUCCAAAUUUUUUUUAAGGUUUUUAAGCCAAUUUUCUAGCUGAAAAUCGGGAUUUUUAGCCGAAAAUUUAAAAUUAAUAGCAAGAAAUUCGAAAAUUCCACUGAAAUUCCCUUUUUUUAGCUAAUAAUUUUGGAUUUUCAAGAGAAAAUCUAAUUGUUGAUUUCCAUCCCCACAUUUUGCAUCCCACAACAGAAUUUCAGCAAAAAUUCAAAAAUUGAAGCAUUGCUUAUGUUAAUAAUUUUCAGCACAAAAGUUCUUACAAAUCCUAAAUAAUCUCUUGAAAAAUAGGGUUAUGAGCCAAUUUUCGAGCUGAAAAUCCGGAUUUCCAGCCAGAUUUGGGAAAAAUUGGAUUUCCAGAGAAAUUCUGAUUUUCUGGUUUAAAUUUUCAGCAAAAAUUCAAAAUUCAGCUGAAAAUCUAGUUGCUAAACCAAAAAAAUGAACCAUUGCUCAUGUUGAUAGUUUUAAACCCAAAAGCUAAAUUUCAUCUUGAAAAAUAGGUUUUUGAGCCAGUUUUCUAGCUGAAAAUAGGGAUUUUUAGCCAAAUUUGGGAAAAGUUGGAUUUCCAGAGAAAUUUUUGAUUUUUUGGAUGAAAUUCUCGGAUUUUCAGCCAAAAUUUCUGCCGAAAUAAAACUUUCAAGCUGAUAAUUUGAGAUUUUCAGCAAAAAUUCGAAAAUAAAAUUUUACCUGAAAAUCUAGUUGCUACACUGAAAAAUGGUACCAUUGCUCAUGUUAAUAAUUUUCAACUUUAAAAUUCUUUCAAAAAUCUGAAAUUCUACUGAAAAUCCUGAUUUUCAGCUAGAAAAUCAAGUUUUUAAGCCAAUUUUCAGCCAAACAAUCAGCAAAAAAUCUAAUUUUCCAGGCAGCCUCAGCUUCUGACUACGCAAUUCCACGAUUCCAUUUCCUCCGAAGACUUUUACUAGUUCACGGAGCCUGGAAUCAUGAUCGAUCAGUCAAAGUCAUCCUAUAUUCAUUCUACAAAAACAUCUGUCUAUAUAUCAUCGAACUUUGGUUUGCCAUUUUCUCCGCCUGGUCUGGACAAACGAUUUUCGAACGAUGGACGAUUGGAAUGUUCAAUGUGAUAUUCACAGCGUGGCCACCGGUUGUUUUGGGACUUUUUGAUCAUCCAGUUCCAGCUGAACAGAUUAUGAAAUAUCCUGCAUUGUAUGCCAGUUUUCAGAAGAGAGCUUUUUCAAUUGGAGUGAGUUUUCAGCCCGGAAAAUUUUAUGCAUUUUGAGUUUUUCCAGAAUUUCUCCCUCUGGAUUGGUAUGGCUGUUGUCCACUCGUUAUCCUUAUUUUUCCUCACCUACUUCUACCUGGAAAAUCAAGUUGUAUGGGCCGAGGGUCGAACUGGUGGCUGGUUGAUGUUGGGAAAUUGUGCGUAUACCUAUGUGGUGGCCACGGUUUGUCUCAAGGCACUUCUCGAAUGCGAUUCGUGGACGUGGCCGGUUGUUGUCGCGUGUUUGGGCUCGAUUUUCCUUUGGAUGGUUUUUGUGGUGGCGUAUUCGUUGGUGAGUUGUGAAAAUGCGUCAGCAAAUGUCCUUGCUGACGCAUUUUUAGAUUUAUUGCUCAUCGAAAAUGCGUCAGCAAAAAAUACCUUUACUGACGCAUUUUUGAUAGCCAACAUGAUCUAUGUUGCACCGAAAAUACGUCAGCAAAUGUUCAUACCUUUGCUGACGCAUUUUUAGAUUUAUUGCUCAACGAAAAUGCGUCAGCAAACAAUACCUUUGCUGACGCAUUUUUAAAUUUAUUGCUCACCGAAAAUGCGUCAGCAAUCAAUACCUUUGCUGACGCAUUUUUAGAUUUAUUGCUCAACGAAAAUGCGUCAGCAAACAAUACCUUUGCUGACGCAUUUUUAGAUUUAUUUCUCACCGAAAAUGCGUCAGCAAAUGUUCAUACAUUUGCUGACGCAUUUUUGACACCCAAGUAUCCAAUUUUCCCAUUAAAACCCGCCUGGACCUCGAAUUUUCAGUCAAACUUUUGAUUUUGGCUGAAAAUUUUGGGUUCACGCGAACCUAUCGUCAAUUUUUUCUGGAUUUUUCAGGUCUUCCCACUUUUAUCGAAUAUUGGAGCCGAUAUGGCUGGAAUGGCCUAUAUAAUGUUCUCAUCCUACACUUUUUGGAUUGCACUUUUAUUCAUCCCAGUAGCAACUUUGAUGUGGGAUUUGGUGAUUAAAAGGUGAAUUUUUUGCGAUUUUUUUUAGAAAAAUUGGCAUUUUUCUCUAAACUCUCUCAAUAUUCUUCCAGUCUCUUCACAAUCGCUUUGCCAACACCCCGUGAACUUGCCGUGAUGUAUUCGAAACGGAAUUCGUCGAUCAAUGGAUUCGAACGGUUAGCCAGGUUCGCGUGUGCCUUUUUUCUAAACCAAAACCCUUUUUAUUCAAAUCACAAACUGGUGUUCCUUUCCCCUAAAAAAUCUUGCAGAAAUACGCACCUAGAUAGAGCAUGGGUCUGACCACGAAAUCUCCCUGGGGGUACUGUAGGAGGUAAUUUUGACAGAUGUUGUGUUUUUUAUGUUGGAGCAUGUUGAUUUUCCUUCUAUCUUUCUACCGUAUGUUUUAGUUGCGUCAGUAAACAUUUUUGCUGACACGAAAUUUGUAGCCUGUUGUCCUGUGAUUUUUUUCCAACGUAGUGUAGUUUUGAAGCCAGUUUGUGAUUGAAUAGAAAUGUUUUUUUUCUCUAACCUCUCUCUCUCUCUCUCUCUAUUUUCAAUUAUCUCUAGCUCAUGGGCUGCAAAUCAUGGACCAACAAAAGACGCGGCUACCGUAUUCGCCUCGAGAUUCAGUCUACGCAAGAAAAUCCAGCCGUCUCCUGAAAACUCGUGGCUGAAAAAUGAGCAGCAGAGCCCGGAAUACGGUUCCACAGAGAUGACGAAUUUUACACCGAAACGCCGAAAAUCGCCGCCGAUUUCAUAUGAAAAUGAGAGUUUUGUACCGGACCAGCAAGAAGAUGUGCCCCCGAAUGUGACACGAAUUGUGGUGAAUUUGGAUGAUGAAGAUGAUCGGAUUUAUAUGAAUGGUGGUGGUGGAAAAACGACAAGAGUUUGA
Molecule: messenger RNA, 8654 nt
Organism: Caenorhabditis angaria
Lineage: Eukaryota; Metazoa; Nematoda; Chromadorea; Rhabditida; Rhabditidae
Source: the annotation of a GenBank genome assembly